UAUACCUGAUCGUGGCUUUACUGGAUAUAGUUGUGUGUGCAUAUUCCAUGGUUCAUAAUGAAUGUCAUGAAUAUGAUGGGUUUUAAAAAAGUCAAAACUUGUGUUGUCAGACCACGCCUCUCGCGGACAACCUCGUAAUAUGAAUAUUCAUUCGAAUCCAAGAGUUUUCAUGCGUUUACGAUAGGGUACGUGAGCGUGGUGGAAAUGGUAGCAAGAUGGCGGCGUUGAAGGAGGAGCAGUGUUACGGGCUGUCCUGUGGAAGAGUGAGCAAUGGCAGCAAUAUCUCCGUCUUUCACGUCAAACUCACUGACAGCGCAUUGAAAGCUUUUGAAGAAUAUCAGAACAGCAAGGCCCAGUCAUCUCAGCCACGCAUCCGGUUUAAUGGAAACCAAGGGAAAAUCUCCAUCCCUUGCUCGGACAGUCCCAGUGAGCUGCGCACAUUCACGUUUUACCUGUCCAACGUGGGCCGGGACAACCCUCAGGGCAGCUUCGACUGCAUCCAGCAGUACACUACCGGAGAAGGCAGUGUGGAGCUGGACUGCCUAGGCGGGAUCCAAGACAAGAUCACGGUGUGCGCCACGGACGACUCCUACCAGAAGGCCCGGCAGAGCAUGGCUCUCGUCGAGGAGGAGACACGCAGCAGGGGUGCCAUCGUCAUCAAGCCUGGAGGCCGAUACGUGGGGAAGCGUGUGCAGCGGCGCGGGCCGGCCGCCGGCCUGACGGACAUUGCGCCGUCACGCCGCACCUCGCGGCCCGUCAUCAUCUCGUCCAGCGCUCCGCGGAAGGGUGGGGGGGGCGGGGCACAACUCCGCCCCCUGCGGGAGAGGCUCACCCACCUGCUGGCGCUCAAGCCCUACCGCAAGCCCGAGCUCAUCCUGCGCCUGCAGAAGGACGGCCUCACCUUUCCAGACAAGGACUCCCUGGACGCCCUCCUGCAACAGGUGGCUAACCUGAACGCGAAAGACAACACCUUCACGCUGAAGGACGGCCUGUUCAAGGAUAUCCAGAAGGACUGGCCGGGUUAUGCCGAGGUGGACCAGCAGAUCCUGAAACGGAUUCUUGUACGGAAACUGUGCAAGGCUCCCCCCAGCAGGACCCCAACUGCAGUCGAGGCUCCUGGAAGUCCCCCCAAAGAGCCAGCCAGCAGCUCGCCAUCUCAGAAACGCCCAGCUACAGAGUUCAUUGACCCUUUGGCCAACAAAAAGCCUCGUAUAUCACAUAUGGUCAGCAAGGCUCCUACACCAAUUAACGGCAAGCUGAGCUCCUCCAACGGCAAGGAGGCAUCAUCUGGGCCGUCGCACCAGACGACAUUGCCGUCGCACCAGAUGACAUUGUCGUCGUUGGGCGAGAGCGGCGCAUCCAACUCGCAGCCCCCGCUAGACUUACCCAAGCUGGACUUGCCGCGGCCUUUCGACCCACUCUCGGACGUCAGCAACGACUCGAGCCACAACGGCCGCGACGGGGAGGUCCGGGAAGCGGCGGUGGCGGAGCGACUGGCCCAGCCAGCCCCCCAGCCCCUCUCGGGACCAGCCUCCAGCCUGCACCCCCCUGCGCCCCGGACCCUCUCCCCGCCCCUAGACCCCGCACGCGCCCACGCCAAGCCGCCCUCCCCCACCCCGCACGGCAAGUCCAAGAAGAAGUCCAAGAAGCACAAGGACAAGGACAAGACGAAAGACAAGGAGAGGGAUAGAGAGAGGGAGGGCCGCAAGGAGAGGAGGGGAGGGGAGGAGCGCGUGGCUGAGCAGCGCGUGGCCGAGCAGAGGAAAGCCUGCGAGAUCUCCUCCAGUCCGGAGACCAUGAAGGCUGGCAGUGGUCCACACAAGAGCACAGAUCUCAAUGGAACGUGUGACAGCUCCAGUACCCCUACGCCACCAGAGGUGGCAGACUAUUUAUUGAAGUACACUGUGAUUGAAUCCCCGGAGCAGCGGCAGACCUACAAGAAUGACUUUAACUUGGAGUACAGCGAAUACCGGGGGCUGCACGCUCGCAUCGAGGGCAUCACUCGCCAGUUCACCAUACUGGACGCCGAGCUCAAGCAGCUGCAGCAGGGCACAGACAAAUACAAGCUAAUCCACAAUCAGAUACUUGAAGAGUAUCGCAAAAUUAAAAAGACUAACCCGCACUACAGCCAGGAGAAGAACCGCUGUGAGUACCUGCACAACAAGCUGGCUCACAUCAAGAGACUGAUAGCGGAGUACGACCAGCAGCAGCUGCAAAGCUGGCACUAGCUUCUCCGCGUGCCGCCUGCCCCGUCUGGAAACCAGGCCGGGGGUGCAGGCGGCCCCAGGACUGGCUGGCGUCUCAGGCUCACGCCACAAACAAGCUCUAAUGUGCCACGCCACGGAGGGAUGGGCCCACCACUCCGACAGUGUCCCCCCCGACCCUCACCUGAUCUCCCCAGGCAGGGUCCCUCAGUGCCCCCAAUCUCUUUCUCUCUUUCUCUUUUUCUCUCUUUUUCUCUCACUUUUUUUCUCCAUCUACAUCUCCAUCUCACUUAAUUUUCCUCUGUUGAUCCAACUUCUUUGGGAGAAAGCCUCAAGUCCCUCCUCAACCCACUGCCCAUCCCUCCUAGCACACAGAGUGUCUGUAGAGAGUGCCUGUGGAAAAUCCACCUCUCUCCGAGGACCCCCUGCAUCAGCUCCCACUCCCCCUCCCCUUUUGCCCUGGCUGCUGACACUGAGCUCGGGUUGGGCAGAAUUGCUUCCCGAAGUGCUAAUAGUUUAUAAAAAAAGUACAAGAUAAAAAUGAAAUGGAUUAUUAUUUUUCCCUUUGUUUGGAAAUGGAAAGCUCCUAUGAUAUUUUAUUAAUUUUUUUAUUUAUUCUGUAAUUUUUGUUUAGUUUUUUUUUUUUUUUUGCGGACUUCCAUGGGGAUCUUGAUUUAUUUACACUCCGCAGUAUGGGCGCCGCAGAGCCUCUGCUCUGGGGAAUCUGCUUUCCUUUCGGUCCUCUCCCUCUUGACUAUCAGUAUUUUAUGCAAAAGCUGCCUUUGGCUAUCAAAUUGUCCCAGCUGUAGCCAUUCAUGACAAGUCUCCCCUCUCCCUUAACUAUACAAGCAGUAUACGUUCAGCCAGUUAAAACAGAGGGCUGUUCAGAUCGUUCACUGUUGCACACACGCAUAGAGCAGGCUGGUUGAGCUUUGUCGGCUGCAACUGGGUUCAGGCCAUAGCAGUGUUCCUGUAUGUCAAUGAGAUUGUAAAGUGAAGCUAUCAGUGUAUUGGGACUGAUAGCAGCAAUGGUGCCACUAAGUCAUCUCUCGCAGUAUAGACCGCCACUACUGACUCGAAGCUGUGCUCAGAUUACACACCACCUUUCACCCUCCACACAUUUCAUUCAGAGCCAACCUACCACAAGUCCCAGCUCUGUGUUUGCAUUACAUUUGGGUGGGUUAGGCUUUAAAACAUUAAAAAUCUCAGAACUACAAAAUAGUGUUUCCGGUAUGUGAGAUCCAAGUUUGUUUUUAGCAUUUCUCUCUGAUCAUCUGCCAUCCAUUCCGGGCCUUCUGUUGGUCAAGGCUUCCUUUAAUGAAAUGAGUCCCCACGCAUUGAGCUUCACUAAUGGACGUUUACACACCUACUGACUGGCUGAAUGUCAAAUCCACACAGACACACUCACUCACUCACACUUCCAUGCCCCAAACCUGGAAGAGACUGUUAUUUUAAAAGAAGAUUAGGAAAAAAAGAGCUUGAAGCUUCUUCCAUGAAGAGUGGAUUGUAUGUUUUUCUUGAUCCCUCAAGGAUACAGAGCCUGGAGUCUUCAUUCUCCCAACAGCCAGGGAGGAUCUCCCCACCAACCCCUUUCAGACUGUCACUGCCCUGGUUUAGUCCGGCAGAAGGACCCAUUGUAUUUCUGAUAUUGAUCUCUUUAUGUUGAUAUUAAAACUCAGCACUUUCUUGCGUUCCGCCUCUUGCUGUUACUCUGACCUGGGUUGUGUUCUGAGGGAGAGUGUCUUUUUUGUUUCGUUUUUUUUUUUUUGGCCUUGUCCCAGCGGAAGUGCAUGCUUUCUUAGUGAAUGUGUUUUAAGUACAGUCAGACCAGUAUUUGCAAUUCAGUUUUUAAACUGCUGUUCUAAGGCAUUCAAAUCCAAACAAAGACCUACACCCCCCCCACCCCCUAUUAUAUUACCAUGAGGAGGGAUUUCACAUGUAUUUAAAACAUGCACAGGAACUAAGCCACUCCUCAACCUUCAAUGAACACACAAAGCUGAAACGUUCAGCUAAACAUCAUGGUGCUUCUACCUGCUGCUGUCCAGGCAGUCAGACAACUGUAGAUUUACACUAUUAACACACAGGGAAGACCGUGUGUGUGUGUGCGCGUGUGUUUGUGUGUGUGUGUGUGUGUGUGUGUGUGUGUGUGAGAGAGAGACAUGUUUACGGCAUAUCUGACCUGUGUGAUUGAAACACCAUAUGUGUUUCUCUUGCAAGAGUGCAAGAGUCUUCUCCCUGCCCUGAAAUCUCUCCCAUGGUUUGAAUUCCUCCUAGCAAUGGCAGUGUUCACAAUGAUCUCUGGUCAUGAGGGUGAUGAUUACCAGGGUUUUGUUUGGAUUUGGAGAUACCUGUGUUGUUUUGUUUUUGACUUUGAGUUGCAAGUACACAACACCACAUGGGUUGAAUGUGCCAGAUGAGCUGCAGAUGCAGAUUGUACAGGACCUGCUGUUGCCAAUUCAGCAUUAGAGGGUCCCACGACUCGAGAGGGAAGCACCAAAGCACGCUUUCUGAAAACAAUAAGGGACUGGGACUGAAAUUUCUCUUGACAUUUGAAUAAAAACCCUAGAAAAUCAA
Clupea harengus (Atlantic herring) is the source of this 4778-nucleotide messenger RNA. RefSeq names its product elongation factor for RNA polymerase II (gene ell). NCBI's taxonomy places the organism in Eukaryota, Metazoa, Chordata, Actinopteri, Clupeiformes, Clupeidae. Gene Ontology annotation, biological process: transcription elongation by RNA polymerase II; snRNA transcription by RNA polymerase II; positive regulation of transcription elongation by RNA polymerase II. Gene Ontology annotation, cellular component: transcription elongation factor complex. The record is from RefSeq and is a predicted model, not a curated record. Gene Ontology annotation, molecular function: cis-regulatory region sequence-specific DNA binding.